Molecule: messenger RNA, 1440 nt
Organism: Haemorhous mexicanus (house finch)
Lineage: Eukaryota; Metazoa; Chordata; Aves; Passeriformes; Fringillidae
Gene: NDUFAF2
Product: NADH:ubiquinone oxidoreductase complex assembly factor 2
Exons: 5
Coding region: 106-705 (199 amino acids)
Biological process (GO): mitochondrial respiratory chain complex I assembly
Cellular component (GO): membrane
Source: RefSeq, a predicted model, not a curated record
GCUGUGCACCGGCGGGCGCGAGGCGGCGGGGCCGGGACGCGGCGCGCGCUCGGUGUCCCCGUGUCCCCGGGCGGCGGUGCCGCGGUCAUCCGGUCGGUUCCCGGCAUGAGCCGCGCCUGGAGGGCUCUCCGCGCUCUGCGGCUGCGGCUCGUGGGGCCUGCUAAGGAGCUGGUGGGCACCGACCAGUUUGGCAACAAGUACUACCGGGUGCCCAAGUACGAGAGCCGCGCAGCGACGGUGAGGUGCAGUUCAGUAAACCCUUCACCCAUCCCACCACAAUAUUUAUCCCAGAGACAAGAAAAUAAACAGAAAGUCAGGCAGAUUAUACCGGAAAGAAGAUUUGUAGAAGCAGUAAAUCGUGAGGCAUAUCAAUAUCAAAUUGGUGACUUUCCAGCAGAAUGGGAAGCAUGGAUAAGAAAAAAGAGAGAAGAUCCACCCACAAUUGAGGAGAUUCUUAGGAAUGAAAAUUAUAGAGAAGAAAUGAAGCAGAAAGUCAAGGAUGUAUCUGAAAAGGAUAAGCUGCUUCAGGCCAAAGAGUAUGAAGAAGGACUUGUUGCUGAACCAAGUCAUACUCAGGUUAAAGGCCAUGCAUCUGCCCCUUACUAUGGAAAGAAGGAGCCCUCACAAGACCCCACGAGCACUGCAAAUACCUUCCAGCCAGGUGCCUGGAUGCCACCAGGCAGUGGUAGUGGUCAAAAUAAAUAAGCAAUACAAUGGACAGGUACUGUUAAACUAUUCAAAUAGGCUUGAUCAUGACCAAGUAUUGUGAAGUGUUUGGGUUUAGUGAAAAACAGGGUGUGUUACUAAGUUUGGUUUUGUCAGAUGCUGUUCAGCAGUUACUCUUGAACUCAUACUUAAAAGACAAAUUUUCUUAAAGUUUAAAUUGCUUGUUUCCUUGAAGACUAAUUUAGUUUUGAAACUGUUAUUGAUGUAAGAAUUGUUGUCUGUACACUUACAUUUUCCCAAGCCUUAGCCAAGACAUCUCUUCAGAAUAAAUCCCUUGGCAGUGCCAGCAUGCCUUCUGCUGGCAAGCAGACGGAAAAGUUGAUUUCAUUAACAGGAAUCACUGUGAUGCUACACUGGUUAUUCACUGUACUCAUCAUAGAGAUGUUCUUGUAAUUUAAAACAGUCAACAUAUUUGAAUGUUUGAUUUGCAGAUAGCAAUUUGUACAGGAUAAAAUCAGUUAAAAUACAUAUAACUGCUAUAAUAGAAGCUAGAAGUACUUGAUAAAGCUGCUUGAAAAUAACACUAGGGACAAGGGACUGUCAUGAAUAUUUAAAAAAAUAUUAGUUUUUAUCGUUGUGUAUCCAUGGACUUCCCUAGAUGAUGAGAUCAUUUUGGCCAUAGUUUAGAUACAUAAAAUGCGCAGAUUAUUUGCUUAGAGAUGAUGUUUGAGAACUUCAAAUAAAAAUAAAGAGCACACAAUUUUUUUUCAAAAA